This is a messenger RNA of Zerene cesonia (dogface butterfly), 1345 nucleotides long. RefSeq names its product transcription termination factor 3, mitochondrial (gene mTerf3). Gene Ontology annotation, biological process: termination of mitochondrial transcription; regulation of DNA-templated transcription. Gene Ontology annotation, cellular component: mitochondrial matrix. Gene Ontology annotation, molecular function: double-stranded DNA binding. The record is from RefSeq and is a predicted model, not a curated record. The transcript is spliced from 3 exons. NCBI's taxonomy places the organism in Eukaryota, Metazoa, Arthropoda, Insecta, Lepidoptera, Pieridae. Bases 156 to 1157 code for a protein of 333 amino acids.
AGCAGUGCACUGUCAAGGAUACGAAGUACAAUUUUACAAAUAACAAUAUUUCCAAGAGUAUUUUAACAUAUCUAUGAAAUCUUUAUUUUUAGUUUGUAGUAUUUGUAUAAUUUACAAUUGUCAUAUUUACUGUUUCUAGUGUGCACAACUUUGCAAUGAAUUUAUCUAUAUUUUUUAGAGUAUUUAAAAAUAACCUUAAAAUAAAUCUAAAGCAGAAGUGUUACAAUUUUAGUAGUGAGGCAAAGAAAACUGACUUAAUAAGUAUUCAAAAUAAUUCUGUAUUAAAUAGUUGCUUUGAUGAUUUGUCCGAGCUGGCACCCAAUCAUCCGGUAUCGUUUAAUUUGGCUGCAUAUGUGAAUAAUUCUGAGUUAUUGCAAAACCUCGUCCAUUUGAACGUAAAUCUAGCCAAAAUUGAGAAAAAACCGUUCAUUGUGGAAAAAAUAUUGAAAUUAAACUUUGAAAGAGAUGUAAAGAAACAUAUUUUUUUCUUAAAAAAUUAUGUGGAUGCGGAAUGUAUAGGUGAAUUUAUUACCAAAAAUCCAUUAAUUCUCUGUGAACCUAUAGAAGACUUAGAAGUCAGAAUUAACUACUUACAAUCGAAAUAUUUUAAAUUAGAACAAAUUAAACAUAUUAUUGUCAAAAACCCUUUCUGGUUGAUGUUUAGCACAAUUCGAAUAGAUAAAAGAUUAGGUUUCUUUCAAAGCAGUUAUAACUUGACUGGCAAAGAAGUAAGAGAAGUAGCUACAAAACAACCUAGAUUGAUAACAUACAAUUUACAUCACAUCACAACAAAUACUUUCGUCAUAAAAGAGGAAAUGGGCUUUACUGAAGAGCAGAUGAAAGAUAUUAUUAAGAAUAAACCCAAACUGUUAAUGUUGAAUCAGAAAUCAUUACUAGAAAGAUUCAAUUAUAUACACAAUAUUAUAAAAAUUCCACAUGAAAUGAUUUUAAAAAAUCUCAAUAUAUUAGAAUAUAGGAACUUUAUUGUCAAACAGCGACAUUUAUUUUUAAAGAAAUUAGGAAGAGCACAAUAUAAUCCAACACAAGCUAAUUAUGUACCAAUUACAGCUCUAUGUGUAGAUACAGAUGUAGAAUUUUGUAAAAAAUAUGCAAAAAGUAAUGUAGAUGAUUUUAAUACAUUCUUAAAAACACUCUAAUUUUAUCCAGCCUUGCCUAACAUAAUUUUAUUUUGGAAAGCGUUGAGAGAGUGGUAUAGAAGUGAAUCAAAAAUACCAGCCAGUGUGAAUACUCCUCCUACAAUUGCACAUAUAUUUGUUGCAAAAUGUCCAAGUGAUCUGUAAAUAAAAUGGUGUGAAUAUAAUAUAAUAAAGGCAAACUUAAAAAA